AUGAAAAACAGAAAACUUGCAACAGAUUCGCUUGAACAGCAAUCCUCAUAUUUACCACUGUGGCACAGUCUGCGAGACUGGUCAUUGUGUAAGAUUUGGACAACUGGUCUUGGUAUCAUCGUUAUAGUCGUAGUCAUUAUUGUCGGAACGAUCAUGGGCGUGAGGGCUAAUCGAUACCCCAAUUAUCAGCCUUUGCCUUAUGAGCUAGUGGAGGUAUACGAAGGAGCCGGGUUUUUCGAUCAGUUUGAUUAUUUUACCGACCCAGACCCAACAGAAGGAUCCGUGCUAUAUGUCGAUAAGCAUACUGCACAAGCUCUGAAUCUCACAUAUGCGACUGAAACCUCGGCUAUUCUACGGGUUGACUCGGUUACACCAAAGCCUGUCGGGAAUCGUAGCUCUGUACGCAUCGAGUCCAAAUCGAAAUACGAUACCGGGCUCUUUCUAUUCGAUAUCAUCCACACUCCCUAUGGCUGCGGUAGCUGGCCAGCCCUCUGGCUCACAGAUGGAUAUAAUUGGCCUACCAAUGGCGAAAUCGAUCUUCUUGAGGCUUCAAAUCAGGGCUCACAGGGGAAUGAGGUCAGCAUCCAUACCACGCAAGGGUGUAAGAUGAAUGUGAAGCGAAAACAGAUAGGGCAGGCUAUAUCCAAUGACUGUCACAGCCCCAAUACUGGCUGUGGCGUGAGAGGGGAUCCAUUGACUUAUGGUGAGCGUCUGAAUGGGAAUGGAGGUGGAGUAUACGCAUUGGAAAUUCGCGAGGCAGGCAUUCGUGCUUGGUUUCUCCGACGCAAUUUGAUGCACAAUCUCAAUAUGGACCCUCCUGAUCCGUCUACCUGGGGUACUGCAUUAGCUGAUUUCCCUAACACGGAAUGUGAUAUCCCAUCGUAUUUCAAGAACCAGAGCAUCAUCGUGAAUAUCGAUCUCUGUGGGACCAUGGCCAAUGAGUCUUGGUUGAGGAAUGAAUGUCCGGGUCUCUGUCCUGAUUUUGUGGCCAAAAGCCCGUUUGAGUUUGAAGAUGUGUACUGGGAAUUUGCAAGUUUCAAGGUAUAUCAAGUGAUUUAA
Molecule: messenger RNA, 1059 nt
Organism: Penicillium angulare
Lineage: Eukaryota; Fungi; Ascomycota; Eurotiomycetes; Eurotiales; Aspergillaceae
Product: glycoside hydrolase family 16 protein
Exons: 2
Coding region: 1-1059 (352 amino acids)
Biological process (GO): glucan catabolic process
Molecular function (GO): hydrolase activity, hydrolyzing O-glycosyl compounds
Source: RefSeq, a predicted model, not a curated record